Messenger RNA from Cucurbitaria berberidis CBS 394.84, 1395 nucleotides. RefSeq lists its product as uncharacterized. The coding region runs from base 1 to 1395 and encodes 464 amino acids. The record is from RefSeq and is a predicted model, not a curated record. NCBI's taxonomy places the organism in Eukaryota, Fungi, Ascomycota, Dothideomycetes, Pleosporales, Cucurbitariaceae. The transcript is spliced from 3 exons.
AUGACGAAUCCAAAAGGUCACGUUAUCAAGGUUGAGCACGCGCCGACGCCGUCCCCAGCAACGCGAGCCCCAGAUAUCAACCUUCGAGCCGACUUAUUGCCGCCAAUGGCUUCUCCAACUAUUCCGGCUCAUGGGUCUCAUGCUAGACCUACCACGAACGUUCUUUCUGACUUUUCAAGUGGAGAAUGUGGCCAGCCGGCGACAGAAGCUGAACUAACCCCAGAGCAAGUUGUUUCUUUAUAUACUGGCCCGUACUCUACACACUAUAUGGCUAGCAUAGUCGACGGCGGAAACUAUUGGGAAAAAGAAGGCCGUCCAGGUACUCUUUCCAAACCUACAAACGCUCCUCCAUAUAACCAUGAGCUUCGCCCGAUCCACUACACGGACGUUGGGGCUCCGCAAGCGUAUCGACAGUAUGCUGGAGUGCCUGCAGCACACAACAUGAUCCCCGCGCAAGCUCCUUUGCAAAAUCCGGAGAUUCACAAGUUCGGUGACAAUGCUCCUGCUCGACCGACGGCUUUCAAGACUCCAGUUCCCGGGAAAGGAUUGAAAAAGAGCAAUCGCAUAAACAGAAUGGUACUUCCAGAUAUGGCGCUUCCAGAAAACUCAGACAUGAGCCUGAACUUUACGAAUCUGCGCGAGGCGAGAGACUCUGUGCUCAACCGGGAUCUGGACUGUAUGCCUCCAUCUCCGGACCUCUCAAUCCCGAAAACAGACGAGCAGCGGGCCGGCUAUGUGCUCCGCCUGCUCCUCGCGAUGAGGAAUCGUGACGACGUCCUCGAUAAGGACGUAGAGUCAAAGCGCUACAAUGCCACGGGCACGGACGAUAUGGGUGGUGGAUACUACUAUAAGGAGGAGGAUAUGGAGAAGGUCUGUUGGGAGAUUGUGAACAUCGCAGAGAAGUUGCACAUCCACGGGCCUAACAUCCUCAGCAUCUAUGACCGCGAGACUCUGCGAAAUAUCAAGAGGGACAUCAACUUCACAUUCGAAGAGCGCAUGCAGUGUCUUAUCAAGAUGCUAUGUUUCUUCAAGAGCAGGUGCGACGCCUUCAUGAAGGGCUCUGCUAUGGAAGAAACUGUAGCCCAACCGCUUCAGAAGCUGACCCAGGCGUUGACAAACCGUAACCAGAACGACAAACGCGCUAAAAUCAUCGCUGCUGGCCGCAAAGUUAGAAAGGACUUACGCGAAGACACUGCCACUCCGGAUCGAGACGAGCUCGACAACAACGUCGAUACUGGAGCUGAACAGCCGUUGAUCGAGCCUCGCGCUACUCAGGCUCCCGAGCACCGUCAUACGUGGAGUCUUAACCAAGAUGUCCAUAUGGGGGAUCAAGAGGAGGAUGAUAUUGACACGGCAAUGGCAGAUCGUGACUUGCCCACCGACGAAGACUUGUAA